Molecule: messenger RNA, 477 nt
Organism: Punica granatum (pomegranate)
Lineage: Eukaryota; Viridiplantae; Streptophyta; Magnoliopsida; Myrtales; Lythraceae
Source: RefSeq, a predicted model, not a curated record
AUGAAUCUUUGGAAAGUACUUGCUUCCCUCAUUUGUCUAGCUCUAACAUUACCCUCACAAGCCCAAAACUCACCGCAGGACUAUGUUAACGCCCACAAUGCCGCCCGUAAACAAGUUGGCGUCGGCCCGAUAGCAUGGGAUGCGAAGCUUGCAUCCUACGCCCCGAGCUAUGCCCACAAGCGAGCCGGAGACUGCGAUAUGAUCCACUCUGGUGGACCCUAUGGGGAGAACCUCGCCUGGGGCAGUUGGGACAUGUCGGGCAUAGAAGCAGUGAAGCUCUGGGUAGACGAGAAGCCGUUCUACAAUUACAAUUCCAACACUUGCGCUCCUGGCAAGAUGUGCGGCCAUUACACUCAGGUGGUAUGGCGUAAUUCGCUUCGGGUUGGUUGUGGUAAGGUGAAGUGCAAGACGGGGGGAGCGUUCAUCUCUUGCAACUACGACCCUCCGGGCAACAUCAUAGGGCAAAAACCGUACUGA